AUGCUCUCUCUUGUUCUCAAGGCCGAGCUCGAAGGAGUCAUUGGUCUAAAGCCAACUGAUGCGGAGGAGAACCCUUACUUCUACACUUUCCGCGUGAAAUGCACCUCAUGCCAUGAAGUGCACCCGAACUGGGUCAGCUUCAAUCGCUUUGAGGAGCAUGAGAUCCCCGGCAGCCGUGGCGAGGCCAACUUUGUGUGGAAGUGCCGGAUGUGCACGAAAACCCACUCGGCCAGCGUCAUUGCCGGUCCCCACGCCUAUGAGGCAGAUGAGAAAAAGAAGGGUCUCAAGAUCCUUGAGCUUGACUGCCGUGGUCUAGAGUUUAUUGAGUUCAAACCCGACUCUACGCAGGGUGAAUGGGAGGCUAAGGGCGCUGAGACUUCGACUCCCUUUGCUGAAAUUGACCUCUCUGAGGGCGAAUGGUAUGAGUACGACGAUAAGUCUAGUGAGGAGGUCAGCAUUAAGGAGAUCACCUGGACUAUUGGUCGCGCAUAA
Messenger RNA from Penicillium taxi, 492 nucleotides. RefSeq names its product CXXC motif containing zinc binding protein. Bases 1 to 492 code for a protein of 163 amino acids. Lineage: Eukaryota; Fungi; Ascomycota; Eurotiomycetes; Eurotiales; Aspergillaceae. The record is from RefSeq and is a predicted model, not a curated record. The transcript is spliced from 5 exons. Gene Ontology annotation, molecular function: zinc ion binding.